AUGACAAAUACAAAGGGAGAGAGAAGAGACACCUGGUACAUGUUCUCUAGGUCUUUUAGAAAACAUACAGUUGUUCUACUGGCCAUGUAUAUGCGAACCUACAAGAAGAGUGAUAUUGUAGACAUCAAGGAAAUGGAUGCUAUCCAAAAUGGAAUACCUCAUAAAUGUUACCAUGGGAAGACUGGAAGAAUCUACAAUGUCACUCAGCAUGCUGUUGGCAUUCUUGUGAACAAGCAAGUCAAGGUCAAGAUUCUUGCCAAGAAAAGUAAUGAGUGUCUUGAGCACAUUAAACACUCUAAGAGCCCAGACAGCUUCCUGAAAUUGGUGAAGGAAAAUGAUCAGAAGAAGGAAACCAAAGAGAAGGGAUCCUGGGUGCAGCUGAAGCGGCAGCCUGCUCUGCACAGAGAAGUGCACUUUCUGCGAACUAAUGGAAAAUAA
Jaculus jaculus (lesser Egyptian jerboa) is the source of this 438-nucleotide messenger RNA. RefSeq names its product 60S ribosomal protein L21-like. The record is from RefSeq and is a predicted model, not a curated record. Gene Ontology annotation, cellular component: cytosolic large ribosomal subunit; ribosome. Gene Ontology annotation, biological process: translation. Gene Ontology annotation, molecular function: structural constituent of ribosome. The transcript has a single exon. Lineage: Eukaryota; Metazoa; Chordata; Mammalia; Rodentia; Dipodidae. The coding region runs from base 1 to 438 and encodes 145 amino acids.